AUGGCCUCAGAGAAGCCGACCGUGGUGGUGACUUGCACCGCGCCCGUCAACAUCGCGGUCGUCAAGUACUGGGGAAAGCGAGAUGAGGAGCUGAUCCUGCCCAUCAAUUCCUCUCUGAGCGUCACGUUGCACCAGGAUCAGUUAAAAACCACCACGACAGCCGCCAUCAGCAGGGACUUCAUGGAGGACCGGAUUUGGCUGAACGGCCGGGAGGAGGACGUGGGGCAGCCUCGCCUCCAGGCCUGCCUGAGGGAGAUCCGCCGCCUGGCCCGCAAACGGAGGAGCGACGGCCUUGAGGACCCACUGCCUCUCAGCCUCAGCUACAAGGUUCACGUGGCCUCGGAGAACAACUUCCCCACGGCCGCAGGCCUGGCCUCCUCGGCUGCAGGCUAUGCCUGCCUAGCCUAUGCCCUGGCCCGGGUCUAUGGGGUGGACAGCGAUCUGUCGGAAGUGGCCCGCAGGGGCUCGGGCAGCGCCUGCCGCAGUCUAUACGGUGGCUUCGUGGAGUGGCAGAUGGGGGAGCGCCCUGAUGGGAAGGACAGCAUUGCCCAUCAGGUGGCCCCCGAGUCACAUUGGCCGGAGCUCCGAGUCCUGAUCCUUGUGGUGAGCGCUGAGAAGAAGCCAAUGGGCAGCACGUCAGGCAUGCAGACCAGUGUGGAGACCAGUGCCCUGCUCAAGUUCCGGGCAGAGGCACUGGUGCCAGCGCGCAUGGCUGAGAUGACCCGCUGCAUCAGGGAGCGUGACUUCCAGGCCUUUGGCCAGCUGACCAUGAAGGACAGCAACCAGUUCCACGCUACCUGCCUGGAUACCUUCCCACCCAUCUCCUACCUCAGUGACACAUCCCGGCGCAUCAUCCAGCUGGCGCACCGCUUCAACGCUCACCAUGGGCGGACCAAGGUGGCAUACACUUUUGAUGCGGGUCCCAACGCCGUGAUCUUCACCCUGGAUGACACCGUGGCUGAGUUUGUGGCUGCCGUGAGGCACAGCUUCCCCCCUGAGUCGAACGGAGACAAGUUUCUGAAGGGGCUGCCCGUAGAGCCCGUUCUGCUCUCAGAUGAGCUUAAAGCCACGCUGGCCAUGGACCCCAUCCCCGGCGGCAUCAGAUAUAUCAUCGCCACCCAGGUGGGACCUGGGCCUCAGGUCCUGGACGACCCUGGUGCUCAUCUCCUGGGUCCUGAUGGUCUGCCAAAGCCAGCUGCCUGA
Molecule: messenger RNA, 1203 nt
Organism: Rangifer tarandus platyrhynchus (Svalbard reindeer)
Lineage: Eukaryota; Metazoa; Chordata; Mammalia; Artiodactyla; Cervidae
Source: the annotation of a GenBank genome assembly